AUGACGGCCGACUCGCCGUCAUCAUGGCAAGACCGACAUGACACGAUACGCCAUGUGCUACAGUCCAGAAGGGUCAGGGCCGCACUUCGCGAUUUUCACAUCAGUCACACCGGCGUUGGUAGCGCUAGUUCGUCAUCUCUCGCAACCCUUCAAGAUGCAGAUGACGGCACCAGUCAUGGCGAGAUCAACCCGCAAACGCUCGGUAGACUGCUCGACAUUGGCUUGAUCGUAGCAUGGAGCGCCGACGGCCUGCCCUCCACCAAGGAUCCCAACCCAUUCAGAGCGGCAGCGACUCCGUCCCUACACAGUCUGCGCCAAGCCAGCUUGCAAGUCCAAGAUUUCAAGACCAUCAAGGUGCUCCAGAAGAGUGCGGGCAGUCUCGUCGAAGUGGUCAAAAAUCGCCUCGAUGGGCGCGUCUACGUUCUCAAGUCGCUCGUCAAGGGGUUUGCCCGACGAAAUGCUGCCAUCCAAACUCCCAUAAACGAGACCAAACUGCUUCAGCGCCAACCUGCCGAUGACAAUCCAUCCAACGACGAUCGAGCGCGUCUCCUCACGCCGCAGCUGCUUGCCUCUUUCCAAACCCAAAACUCGGUUCACGUGCUCAUGGAGUACGUUCCCAGCGGCGACUUUAGCGAGCUCCUCAUGGCUGCGAGCAACUGCGGCGCCGAGUAUCCUGGACGUGCGCCGACAGGACUCCUCACGGAAGAUUGGAUCUUGCGCUACAGUGUCGACAUGGUCCAGGCCAUCGCCUGGGUGCACGCACAGGGCUUUGCUCACAGAGAUAUCAAGCCAGGCAACUUCCUCUUGGAUCAGAGCGGUCACCUCAAGCUCUGCGACUUUUCCAGCGCAGCGCCCUUCAGCAAAUUUCAAAUCCAGCCAACAUCGGCCAGACAGAGCCACACGAGACGCCCCUCGUCAUCGACGGAGCGCAAGGUGUGGGCCUUCUAUUGCUCUCAGCCCACGGGCACCUGCGACUAUCUCUCCCCCGAAGUGCUCGAGGCAGAGGAGAACCGAGUGCUUGAGCGACAGCAGCAAUUGGAAAUGUCGAGCCUCGAUGACAUGCUCGGGCUGAAGCGCGCAAGCUCGACAUCCGGCUCCAAGAACGCAACUGCUGGUCCGGAAAAGGUGGCGGGCGCGUAUGGCCCAGAGGUCGACUGGUGGAGCUUCGGAGUCAUGAUCUACGAGAUGCGAUUCGGUGUCCUUCCCUUCUUUGCAAGCAGGAUGGAGGAGACCUACGAAAAGAUCAAAGAUCACGCAUCUUCCCUCGUCUUCGAUCGUUCGAUCGAAUGUUCGACGCCACUUAGCAGCUUGAUUCGCUGCCUUUUGACUUCAGCGGAUCGCCGCCUCGGUCGAGCUUCCUCUGUGCAAGUCCAGCAGCAUGCCUUCUACCGCAUUUCCAGCAUCGAUUGGUCCAAACAAUGGCCACUGCCACCUCCCUUUACACCGAAUGCCGAGGUCGUCAAUCUCUCCUCUGCGCACGCCGCAACGGCAGGAGAAGACCGCCUGCAAGGGCUCCCGACCAAUCCCAUCGCAGCUCGUCUACAGGAGAACUCCUUCUCCGUCGUGUCGAGCUUGCCAUCCUUUUCCGCGCUGUACGACGGCGACCCAGACGAUUUUCCAGCCUUCACCGACUCGCGAGAGCUCGAAUCAGAGUCCAUGCGCCAGCAGCAAGACUGGUGGGAAGGCGAAAGAGCACCAACUGACAACUCGGCGCACGAUGCAGCCAACGACAGCGCUGCUGUGCUGCCAGCGUCAACAUCAAUGGCGGAUGCGGGGCCAUCGGGCAUGUCAAGAUCCUCCUCGUCUCCCGCCGUGGUCUUGAGCACAUCUUCGCAAUCCCUGACCCUGCGAGACACAAGCUCCUACAUGAUUGGCGCCAACUCGCCACAUGUGUCUCGUUCCGCACCGCGAUGGUCAGACUGCGACGUCACAUUUGUUGGCUUCAGCUAUCUGCCACAACGAGAUGCCUUUACCUCUGCAGCAGCGCAAGGAGCCGUCUUGUCGGGUGAGAUGUCCACCGCCGUCAGCAUGGACGAUCUGGCAAACACGUCGGGAGCAUCUCCAAGCGGCUGGCCUGCAAGCACCCCAGUUGCAUCUACUCCCUUUCACAGGGCUGGUGGACAAUCCUCGCAGUCGCUCUCAAUGCUACCGACCCCUCCAUCGUUCGCACCGAGUCCGGCUGGGCCCGAAGCCGCCGUGUUGGAUCCGCAGGACGCCACUUCGAGUCAACACGCGAGUGCUCAUCCUAUCAGACCAUCUGCGAUGCCUUUCUCUCAGCCGCACAGCUUCGUGACACCAGCUCGUAAGCCGUCGUAUAUGGCCAUGCAUGAACGUUUCCGCCAGCUGCAAGGACAGGAAGCGCCUAUCCCCGAAGACGCUCUGGCCAACUACACACCAGCCGUACCACCAUCGCCCUAUCCGUUCCCCAUGGCCUCGGCCGCUCGCACCUCGAAGCUCACCGGAGGCAACAAGCCACUGCUGUAUCGACGCGAUCUGGAUCGAGCAAGGUCUGCAACACCAGGCGGUGGAAGCGUUGGAUCCGACAGUCGUCAGUCAGGAGGCAGCAAUGCCGUUCGAGAAAUGUCGGAGCGAGAAGCUUGGGACGAAAUGAUGGCCGCCGUCCAAAAAAGCGUCCGAAAAAAGCAGCCUGUAGUACCGGUGCCGGCGACGCCACACGUCCGGUCAGCUGCACGGGGAGGUGGCUUGCCUCGCUCGUCUACAGACCCACAACUAUCGGCUGCAAAGCCGACCGCGACACAGCCUCCAACACGCACGCAGCUGCAAGGUCCACCACAGACGUCCGAGCAUCAACCGCGGUCAAUCAGGAGAGCCUUGCAACCCUUGGCGGCUCCACAACAGGCGACUGGAUCAGACGACCAAGGGGAUCAUCUUCGAGACGGCAAAGCAGUGCCAAUAGCGCAGCCAGCUGCAUCGAUUCGGCAACGCAACUCGAGAGCCAAUCUGAUCGCCCCGCGAGCUACUUUCAAAAUCAUUCCACCGGAGUCUCCACAGAGCUCACCGCCUCAACUUCUUUUGCACGAGUCGCCUCGGCAGAGCCAUCUUGCACUCGACAUUGACAUGUACGAUUCGGAUGCAUCGGACGACUCGGUCACCGGCAGACGCCAUUUGCGACACAAAAAAAGCGCCCGACAGCUCCUCAUCCGCGCUCAAGAGCGCGGCACGCCUACCAAGCCGAAGCGUGCACAAAGUCCGCCGCUGACCGACGCCUUUGCAUCAGCGCCAUCCGUGGCAGCAGUUCUGGAAGCGGCGGGCGCUCGCAGCUCGCCGCCCAUCUUUCUGAGCGACCAAUCUGCUCGGUCUGGCCAUUCCUCCCGCGACGUUUCUUACGAACACAGCAUUGAGUUCGCUUCCGGUCCGGUUCGGACACGGACCGGCUCGUUGCAAAAGUCCGGCAAGGUGUCUCCUGAUAAUAGCGGCGAAGUUCUGUCGACGAGCCUAGGUAAGACCAUGGUGACUUUUGCGCCCAUGGCGUAUGUCCCCGUGUUAGGAGCAAUGCCGCCUUUGCGAGACGGCACUGCCAGCUCGGAUGGUCACGGCGACAUUCUUGGGUCUUCGCGCGACUCGAAUCGCUCGACUAGGACGAUUCGUCGCAAAGACAGCGGCGAGAUGCUUUCGCAGUACCGCAAGGCGAAAGGCAUGGGACGAGCCACCAGUAUGCUCUCGCUCAGCGACCGUGCCAAGGCCGAUGCAGAAGCUGCAGCGACUGCGCGACCGGGUACUGCCGUUUCAUCGUCACCGCCAUUGAGCGGCAGGGGCGAGGAGGACGACUUCAUUCUGGGCCAUGUCGAGAGCCGCAUGCACUUGAUGGCUCCCGGUGGCAGCUUACCUGCCCGCACCAUUCGUCGCUUUUCGAGCGUGCUGUCACUCAAAGAACGAGAGAAGGUGAGCAUCGAACGACCUUCAAGUCAAGACGGUGCUGCCAAGUCAAGUCGCGGAUUCGGACGGUUCCGCAGCCGCAUUACCUCGUCGACAUUGUGCGAAGAGCCGAACGAGGAGGUCGGCGGCCAAGGGGACGGGGGAGCAACGACGGACAAAGUUGCAGGAGGGAAGGGUGUCGGUGUAGUCGCGGACGGGCAGCAGGGCAAUCUUGCAUCGACGAGGCUCGGACGAAAAUUCGGGGACACGUUGCCGAGGUCGUUUGCGUUGAGGACGGCUUCGUCAACGACGGCGCUCGGCGGUCGCAAGAGCGUCCUGCCUCCCACGGUCGAGGCAGUGGGAGCGCAAGAAGUCGAUUCGCCCGCAAGCAAAGCCGACGUCAGCCUGAUGACGGGUCUGAACCACAGGCAUACCGCGCUGCAGGGGUCGUUGCUCGGAUUGGAGCAGCGUCUGGCUCGGCUCAAGGCUCGACUCGAAGAAUAG
Messenger RNA from Pseudozyma hubeiensis SY62, 4380 nucleotides. RefSeq lists its product as hypothetical. NCBI's taxonomy places the organism in Eukaryota, Fungi, Basidiomycota, Ustilaginomycetes, Ustilaginales, Ustilaginaceae. Gene Ontology annotation, molecular function: ATP binding; protein serine/threonine kinase activity. The transcript has a single exon. The coding region runs from base 1 to 4380 and encodes 1459 amino acids. Gene Ontology annotation, biological process: peptidyl-threonine phosphorylation; actomyosin structure organization. Gene Ontology annotation, cellular component: cytoplasm; cytoskeleton. The record is from RefSeq and is a predicted model, not a curated record.